UUGACAAGCUCUAAUAACUUGGAUGAGCAACCUAGUUAGCUACAUGAACUGUUCAUUGUUUAAAGAGUAAUUACAACGAAUUAAGUCCAUACAAUACAUAUCUGCUGAUACUAUAGAAAGCUAUGGAGAGAACCCCAGCUACGGAUCUCAGCCUAAAACCCAUCGUGAUCGCAGGCCCUGUGAUCCGGGACAAGAAGUUUUUGCAAUGGCUGGGCAAGGUCCUAGAGCUCAGCUGGCUGCGUAACAAGGACAUAGAGGAGCGAAAGGGACUGUUGGGAGAGUUGCUGCCCUCCUUCGCUAAUGGAGCUGUCGAGAGCAACGACUUCCUCUCGCUCCAGGAGAUCCUAGAAAAUAUGGAUGUGAACUGUGGGGACUAUGACGGCACCAAGCCCCUGCUGAAGGCCUGUGAGAUCGGUAACCUGGACAUGGUCAAGUACCUGCUGGCCAAAGGAGCCUCCCAGCAUUUGAAAGACCGCUUCGGAAACACACCCCUGCGCCUGGCCAUCAUCAACAGGCAUUAUGAGGUAAUAAAGUUCCUGAGGAUGAGAGAGGCGUCGCUGGCUAUGCCUGCAGUGAGGAUCGGAGUGGAGCUGCUGCAGGUGGUGGCAAAGAAGGACUACCAGCUGCUACAUGCCUGGGCUCUGUCUGGAGUGGACAUGGACUCUAAGGACUACAACGGACGCACGGCCAUGCACCUGGCUGUCAAGAUGAGGGACACAGUCAUGGUCCAAAGGCUGCUGCAGUAUGGGGCAACCCCGCUGGAGAUAGAUAUCUGGGGCCAGACUCCGGUGGACGAGGCCCGUAAAGGCAACAUAAUGGGGAUCAUGCUGGCGUUCCACCCCCUCUUCACCGAGCAGCUCACCACCAAGCUGGCCUACCUGACCUGCAAGGCCCAAGCCCAGAGGAACAAGUAAAGGAAGAAGCCCCUGAUUUGUGUUCCAAAUGGCACCCUAUUCCCUACAUAGUGCACUACUUUUGACCAGGGCCAUAGGGAAUAAAAUAAACU
Messenger RNA from Coregonus clupeaformis (lake whitefish), 1006 nucleotides. Its product is annotated as L-asparaginase. Gene Ontology annotation, molecular function: protein binding. The record is from RefSeq and is a predicted model, not a curated record. Gene Ontology annotation, cellular component: nucleus. Bases 123 to 914 code for a protein of 263 amino acids. Gene Ontology annotation, biological process: regulation of gene expression. Lineage: Eukaryota; Metazoa; Chordata; Actinopteri; Salmoniformes; Salmonidae. The transcript is spliced from 7 exons.